AUGGGGUACCUCGCGUCGCUCCUCGCAUCGCUCCUCGGGCCGGCGGCGCCGGCGGCCGUGCUCAGCCUAGCGGGCCUCGGCGCGGCCGUGCUCGCGUACGCGGCGUACAGGGCGGCGGCGUUCGCGCGGGUGUACGCGGGGCCGCUGGCGGAGGCGUCGGUGCCGGUGCCGUGGGCGCGGGGCGGGGCGGUGGGGCUGCAGACGGGGGACGCGGCGCUGACGCGGGUGCUGGCGCCGGCGCUGGCGCGGUUCCUGCACGCGGGCGGGGGCGGGCGCGCCGCGUGGGCGCUGGUGGUCGGCGCGGACGCCGGCGCCGGCGUCGGCCCCGCGCUGUGCCGCGAGCUCGCCGCCCGCGGCUUCAACGUGGUGCUGUACGGCGCCGACGGCCGCGCCCUGCGCGCCGCCCGCGCGCGCCUCGCCCGCGCCCACCCCGACGCCCGCUUCCGCGCCGUCGUCGAGCGCCGCGCCCCCGCCCCCGCCCCGGACCCGGGCUUCGCCCUCCGCGUCGCCGCCUCCCUCCACUCGCUCAACCUCACGCUGCUCGUGCUCGUCGACCUGCGCGCCGACGGCGCCAAGGGCGGCCGCAGCGCCCCCGAGAUGCUGGACGCGCUGCGCGCCAGCGUCGCCGCCCAGGCCGUGCGCGUCGCCGCCGCCGUCCUGCCGCUGCUGCGCCGCAGCCGCCCGUCGCUGGUGGUGGCCGUCGGGCCCGCGGCGCCGCGCCCCGGCCCCGCCGCGCGCGCCGCCGACCUCGCGCUCGCGCUGGCCCGCGACCACGGCGUCGAGGCCGCGGCGCACCGGCUCGGCGACGUCGCGCCGGGCGAGGACGCGGCGUCCUGGCUGCGCCCGGCGCCGCGCGACGCCGCCCGCGCCGUCCUCGCCCGCGUCGGCUGCGGCCGCGACGUCGUCCUGCCCUACUGGCCCCACGCGCUGCUGCACGCGGCGCGCCAGGCGCUGGUGCCGUGGGCGCUGCUCGCGCAGAGGGUUGCCGGCGCAAAAGGUGGUGGUGGUGGUUGGGGGGGGAAGGUCUGGGGAGAAGACGCGGUGAUGGCGUGA
This is a messenger RNA of Durotheca rogersii, 1053 nucleotides long. RefSeq lists its product as uncharacterized. Gene Ontology annotation, cellular component: endoplasmic reticulum. The record is from RefSeq and is a predicted model, not a curated record. NCBI's taxonomy places the organism in Eukaryota, Fungi, Ascomycota, Sordariomycetes, Xylariales, Xylariaceae. Bases 1 to 1053 code for a protein of 350 amino acids. The transcript has a single exon. Gene Ontology annotation, molecular function: oxidoreductase activity.